This is a messenger RNA of Molossus molossus (Pallas's mastiff bat), 5532 nucleotides long. It is a transcript of the gene SUCO, whose product is annotated as SUN domain containing ossification factor. Bases 313 to 4071 code for a protein of 1252 amino acids. Gene Ontology annotation, biological process: protein folding in endoplasmic reticulum; regulation of bone remodeling. Lineage: Eukaryota; Metazoa; Chordata; Mammalia; Chiroptera; Molossidae. The record is from RefSeq and is a predicted model, not a curated record. Gene Ontology annotation, cellular component: cytoplasm; membrane. The transcript is spliced from 24 exons.
CCGGGGCGGGCGGGGGACCACGGGUGGCAGUGGCGGCGGCGGCGGCUGGAGGAGGCGGGCGCGGACGAGCAGGCGGCAGCGGCGGCAGUCCCCGGAGUCCUCGCCUGAAGCGCCCCGGUCGGCGCCGCCGCGGGCCCCGGGGGGAGGGCGGCCGGCACGCGGGCCGCCGAGGAGCCGCUCCCCCGGCGCCGCAGCCUCCGGACGCUCGCUCCCAUCCUCGCGCUCCGGCUCCGGCUCCUCCAUCUUGGCCUCGGCAGUGGCGGCUGCCGGGAGGAUGUGCCGCCUUCUGGCCGGGGGAAGAAGGAGGAGAAGAUGAAGAAGUACCGGCGGGCCUUGGCCCUGGUGUCCUGCCUGUCGCUGUGCUCGCUGGUCUGGCUUCCCAGUUGGCAUGUGUGUUGUAAAGAGAGUUCUUCAGCUUCAGCUUCAUCAUAUUACUCUCAGGAUGACAGUUGCAGACUAGAAAAUGAAGAUAUACAAUUCCAGAAAAAGGAUGAAAGAGAGGGACCUGUCAAUGCUGAAGUAUUGGGAAAAGUGGAUUCAAACUUACCUGUUCCUCCAGAAGAACAUAAAGUAGCAGAUGACUACAUUGUCGAUGUACAAAACACGGAGUCACAUAAAUUAAGACCACCUGUGACUGAGACGUUCUCUACCGUUGAUCUCCAUGAAGACUCUUCCAGUGUAGUGAGCAGUGAAAACAUGGAAAACAUUUCCAGUUCAUCUACCUCAGAGCUCAUUCCAGUCUCAAAACUUGAUGAAAUAGAAGAAUCUGGUACUAUUCCUAUAGCUAAGCCUCGUGAAACAGAGCCGCCUGAAACUGACUGUGAAGUUGGUGAAGCCCUUGAUGCCAGCGUUCCCACUGAGCAGCCUGCCUUUGUCGGUGCCCAUGAAAGCCUUGUUGGCCAGCAUAUAGAAAAUGUGUCAUCUUCACAUGGCAAAGGAAAGAUAACAAAAUCAGAAUUUGCAUCAAAAGUUUCAGCAAGUGAUCAGGGUGGUGGUGAUCCAAAGUCUGCAUUGAAGGCUUCAGAUAAUUUAAAAAAUGAGAGUUCAGAUUAUACGAAACCAGAAGAAAUUGACCCUGCAUCUGUAACAAGUCCCAAAGACCCAGAAGAUAUACCAACAUUUGAUGAAUGGAAAAAGAAAGUUAUGGAAGUAGAAAAAGAAAAAAGUCAGUCAAUGCAUGCAUCAUCUAAUGGAGGUCUACACGCCACGAAAAAGGUCCAGAAAAAUCGAAAUAAUUAUGCCUCGGUAGAAUGUGGUGCCAAAAUUUUGGCAGCUAAUCCAGAAGCCAAGAGCACAUCUGCUAUUCUUAUAGAAAAUAUGGAUCUUUAUAUGUUGAAUCCCUGCAGCACUAAGAUUUGGUUUGUUAUUGAACUUUGUGAACCAAUUCAAGUAAAGCAGUUUGAUAUUGCAAAUUAUGAAUUAUUUUCUUCUACUCCUAAGGACUUUCUGGUUUCUAUCAGUGACAGGUAUCCCACAAAUAAGUGGAUUAAGCUGGGGACUUUCCAUGGGAGAGAUGAGAGGAACGUCCAGAGCUUCCCUUUAGAUGAACAGAUGUAUGCAAAAUAUGUGAAGAUGUUCAUCAAGUACAUAAAGGUGGAGUUGGUGUCCCACUUUGGAUCAGAGCACUUUUGUCCACUAAGCCUUAUAAGGGUAUUUGGCACUAGCAUGGUGGAAGAAUAUGAAGAGAUUGCUGAUUCCCAGUAUCAUUCAGAACGGCAAGAACUAUUUGAUGAGGACUAUGAUUAUCCACUGGAUUAUGGUACAGGGGAGGAUAAAGCCUCAAAAAAUCUUCUUGGUUCUGCUACAAAUGCCAUUCUAAAUAUGGUGAAUAUUGCCGCUAAUAUUCUGGGAGCAAAAACUGAAGACCUGACAGAAGGAAACAAAAGUAUGUCUGAGAGGGCCACUGCCCCAGCUGCACCCCAGAUGCCUGCAGCAGGUCCCGGGUCACCUCCUGCUCCUCCGCCUGAGUUUGUAACCGCUGAAGAACAAGGACAUGACACAGAGCCGUCAUCACUAGAUACUCCAAAAGAGAGUCCCAUUGUCCAGCUAGUUCAAGAGGACGAAGAAGAGGCAAGUCCAUCCACAGUGACCCUUCUGGGUAGCGGAGAACAGGAGGAUGAGUCAUCACCCUGGUUUGAGGCAGAGACACAAAUAUUUUGCAGUGAACUGACCACAAUUUGUUGCAUUUCUAGUUUUGCAGAAUACAUAUAUAAAUGGUGUUCAGUUAGAGUUGCUCUUUAUCGGCAACACAGCAGAAGUGCUAUGAGUGAAGAAAAAGAUUAUCUUGUGCCAGUGCAACCAACAUUGCUACUUCCUGCAGAAUCAGUCGAUGUGACAGUAUUGCAGCCUGCACCUGGAGAAUUGAACAGUAAGAGUAAGGCAAAGGAAGCCGAGACGGUUGUUCUAGGUGACUUAAGUAGUAUGCACCAAGGUGAUUUGAUUAAUCACACUGUAGAUGUAAUUGAACUUGAACCAAGCCAUCCUCAAACUCUUUCUCAGUCUCUUCAUUUAGAUGUUACUCCAGAAAUCAGUUCAUUAUCUAAAAUAGAAGUAUCUGAGCCAAUUAAAUAUGAAGCAGGGCACACACCAUCACAAGUGAUUCCCCAAGAGAGUUCUGUUGAGGUUGAUAAUGAAAUAGAAAAGAAGUCUGAGAGUUUUAGUUUUGUAGAGAAGCCAACUGUGAUCAUCUAUGAAACUAAACUUAAUGAAGUAGUAGAUAGUACUGUAAAAGAAGACAUAAACUCCAUGCAAAUGAUCACAAAGCUGUCCGAAACAAUAGUGCCACCUACAAGCACAGCUGCCGUGCCAGACAGUGAAGGCGGGGAAGCCAAAAUGAACGUAGCUGACACACCAAAGCAAAUGAUGCCUCCUGUUGUGGAUGCUUCUGCAUUACCUGAAGUGAAAGAGGAAGAACAGUCUCCAGAGGAUGCCCUUUUAAGAGGGUUACAGAGGACAGCUACAGAUUUUUAUGCUGAAUUGCAAAAUUCGACAGAUCUAGGAUAUGCUAAUGGAAAUCUUGUACAUGGAUCAAACCAGAAGGAGUCAGUGUUUAUGAGACUUAAUAAUCGUAUUAAAGCCUUAGAAGUUAACAUGUCUCUCAGCGGUCGCUAUCUGGAGGAGCUUAGCCAAAGGUACAGAAAACAAAUGGAAGAAAUGCAAAAGGCUUUCAAUAAAACAAUAGUAAAACUUCAGAAUACUUCAAGAAUAGCAGAGCAGCAGGAUCAGCGGCAAACAGAAUCCAUCCAGUUGCUGCAAGCACAAUUGACCAACAUGACACAGCUGGUGUCAAACUUAUCAGCAACAGUAGCAGAAUUAAAGCAGGAGGUUUCAGAUCGGCAGAGCUACCUUGUCACCUCUUUGGUUCUCUGUGUGGUCUUGGGACUGAUGCUUUGUAUGCAGCGCUGUCGAAACAUCUCUCAAUUUGAUGGAGAUUACGGUUCAGGACUUCCUAAAUGUAAUCAGUAUCCAAGCCCUAAAAGGUGUUUCUCCUCCUAUGAUGAUAUGAAUUUGAAAAGGAGAACUUCAUUUCCGCUUAUCAGAUCCAAGUCUCUACAGUUAACUGGCAAAGAAGUAGACCCAAAUGCUUUGUACAUUGUAGAGCCUCUCAAGUUCUCGCCAGAAAAAAAGAAGAAACGCUGCAAGUACAAAACAGAAAAAAUUGAGACCCUAAAGCCGGCAGACCCGCUGCACCCUGUAGCCAAUGGAGACAUAAAAGGAAGGAAGCCCUUCACGAACCAGAGGGACUUUGCUCACGUGGGAGAAGUGUAUCACUCCUCGCACAAGGGCCCGCCCUCGGAGGGGAGCUCAGAAACUUCCUCACAGUCUGAAGAGUCUUAUUUCUGUGGCAUUUCAGCUUGCACGACUCUGUGCAGUGGACAGUCCCAAAAGACAAAAACUGAGAAGAGGGCUUUGAAACGAAGGCGCUCCAAAGUCCAAGACCAAGGAAAGCUGAUAAAGACGCUGAUACAGACUAAGUCAGGGUCCUUGCCGAGCCUGCAUGACAUCAUCAAAGGCAACAAGGAGCUCGCCGUGGGGACAUUUGGGGUGACGGCAGUCUCGGGCCACAUCUAGAAUAAUCGAACUUUCAUACUGGAGACUUUCUGUUGUUCUUUGAAGAACAGUUUGUGGUAUUUGAAGGGUUUGGGGGAGGGAGAAAUAUUAAUGGGAAAAGUAUUCAGAAUUUAUGGUUUCUGCCUUUUUAAAGGUAAGUGGGAUUGUGUCCGUCAGUCUUGGUCAAUGAGCUGCAGUUCUGCAAGGCUGAUUCCUUCCUGUAAGGACGUGGUGGACGUUUUCUAAAGGUGUUUCCACAGGUUAAUCCUGGUAGUGUGGAGGCCUAGUUCCUUGGGUGGGGUAGGAAUGGACGCCUGAACCUCUUCCCGUAGCUUUGUUCCUGUUUCUUGCACCUUCCAUAUUUACGUGCCUUUUGUCUAUUUAUAAUGCCACUGGAAGAGGAGGGGACUUUUCCUGUCAUUUGAUUUCUUUAGUAACUUCGUUAGUCUUUUGAAGCUGCAAACACUACAAGGCUUUAAGGUGAUCUGCUCCUGGGCUCAGUGAGUGGGUUGGUCAGUGUGAAGGGCCUGCAGACUCGCCAAGUAGACGCUGCUUGGCAGACUCACCGGAAAUGAGCUCUCGGGAGUUUCCAGGUCCGUGUCUAGGUGAACGGUGAUACUGUCCUUUCAUUUAACUUAUUCACACUAGUUUUCUGUAGUUAUUGAUUCAACGAGGGAAACAAAGCUGCAAGAUCUUUUCUUACAAAUGAUUGGUAUUUGCAAAUCUUUUAUACGUUCACCUUUUAAACACGUGUAACUACUUGUAAAGGUUUUCAGUAGCUACAUUACCGUUUAAACAUUCACAGUAAGCACCAACCCUGCAGACUUCCACUUGCUACAAAUAGAAAAUGUGAAGCUUUCUCCAGUGAGUCCAGGUCCCUCGGGACGCAGUCACUGCCCGUGGACGUGUGGCCUGGCAGUGAGUCUCCGAACCCGCUCAACUGGCCGGGUGCAGGGCUUCCUCGUCCCUGGUGUUGGCCUGUGUCGGCUACAGAUGUGCAGAGGAGCGCGUGUGCUGUGCGUGUCUGUCCUCACCUGUCCUCUAUGUCCUUAUUUGGCAGCGACUGUAUUUGUGUGUGUUUGUAGUAAUGAGUGAAAGUGGAAAGUUUCUUUUUGAAAGGGAGCGAGUUGACCAUUUUGUGUUGUCAGACUUAAGUUAUAACUUAUUGAGCACUUUUAGUAGUAACUGUGUUUAAACUUGUCUCAUACCUUUCUGGGGGUAUUGUUUGUAAUGUGACGUAUUUAAAGCCUUUUUUGUUUAAGUUGCUGCUUUAGAGUACCAGUGUGUUUUGGGUGAUUGACAUUCUUCCAGUCUGUACAAUUAGCCAUUCGGAGGAGGAGGUCCGAUUGCACAGCCAGCAGAGCGAGCGGAGCCAGGCCCGCCAGCGCCGGCGAGGUGCGGAGCGGGCGCCCCGUUGCACGGAGCUGGAGCGCCGUUAGAAACUGUGAAUUUCCAAUAAAUCUGAACACUUGUCUUUAUUAA